AUGUCCUCAAAUCAAUUUCAAGACACUGACGAAGAUCCUUCCCAGAGGAGAUGGCGGCAGCUCCAGGAGACCCUAGGAGAUGUAUCACAUCAAGCAUACCCGCAGAACUUUCCACCCACUUUCGCUGCACCCCCUGACCCAAAUCUGCCCGCGUGGGACUUCAGAACUGAUCGUUUUCACCGAGGGAUGGGAAGCGAUAACAAUUUACCGUUCUCCGAAAUGGUGGGGAACAAUUUUGAAGGAAGAGAUCAUCUAGAUACCCAUCCCAUACGACCGAAUUCAAAUCUCAUCUGGGCUGAUACCGAAGAUAGAGCAUCGUCUGCACCUGGGCCACAACCUGAGCUUGUAGGCACUGCUUAUCUAACACAUUUUGCCACACGUUCAGAUCCAGAGGGUAACGUGGUCGAUUCAUUCUCGUUUCCUGAUCAUAGGGGAGAUCUCGAAGGGGACGCAUACCUUGAUCAUUUUGCAAUUCAGCUUGGGACCGAAGACGGAGAUACAAUGGGUCACAUAGAGGCAAAAGACACAACAUCAGAAUACGCACCUUCGUCCUCACGAGAUGUCGAUGAUGAGACUGAGGAAGAUCUCAAAGUUACAACCGAGAGGUCGGAGCUGAAUGACCCGACCAAACCAAAUGUACUUGGUCUGAGUGAAAACGACCGGAUUCUAUUACAGACAUUUUCCGAUACUUUCUUCUCCUUGCGAUCAUCCAAAGACCCGAGAAUGAAAGAUAUCGGCCGUGGUCGUUGGGGAGGGAAGAAAUCGAUUUUGACCACUUACGAUCCAGAUAAACAUCAUACUGAUCUAAAGCACUUCCAAACGAUAGUCGAUGGUUUAUGUUCUGGAACUUUGGAUAAAUGGCCUCCUAUACCUGAAAUCAAGUUGAAAAGUUUUUACCAACUAGCUAAAAAUGUUCCUGUCGUUUUUCAUCCACUCAAAAACGACUUGGUCGAUCAAGUUGAAAGAAUUGUUGAUAAAGUCUGCGAUACCGAUAUCCAGCGUUUUCUCCCACUUGGCCAGAGAGCCGAUAGAAGAAAGAAGUAUGGUUUAUUUCCCAUCACUUCCCAAGAGGUCAUCGAGUAG
Kwoniella botswanensis is the source of this 1083-nucleotide messenger RNA. RefSeq lists its product as uncharacterized. The transcript has 2 exons. The record is from RefSeq and is a predicted model, not a curated record. NCBI's taxonomy places the organism in Eukaryota, Fungi, Basidiomycota, Tremellomycetes, Tremellales, Cryptococcaceae. The coding region runs from base 1 to 1083 and encodes 360 amino acids.